AUGCUGGGAGCUGGGCUGGGGCUGUGGGUCUGUGUCCUGGGCAGUGUGUGCAGCUGGCAUGGGGUCCGCGCCUACCCCGACACCUCCCCACUGCUCAGCUCCAGCUGGACUGGCCUGACCCACCUGUACACGGCCACCGCCAGGAACAGCUACCACCUGCAGAUCCACAAGGACGGCCACGUGGAUGGCACACCCCAGCAGACCAUCUAUAGUGCCCUGAUGAUCAGAUCAGAGGAUGCUGGCUUCGUGGUCAUAACAGGUGUCAUGAGCAGGAGAUACCUCUGUAUGGAUUUCAGAGGCAACAUCUUCGGAUCGCAUUACUUCGAGCCACAGAACUGCAGGUUCCAGCAGAGAACGCUGGAGACCGGCUAUGACAUCUACCACUCUCCGGAGCACGACUUCCUGGUCAGCCUAGGCCGGGCCAAGAGGCCCUUCCUGCCCGGCAUGAAUCCGCCACCCUACUCCCAGUUCCUGUCUCGGAGGAACGAGAUUCCGCUGAUCCUCUUCAACACGCCCAGGCCUCGGAGGCACACCCGCAGUGCGGAGGAGGACUGGGAGCAGGACCCGCUGAACGUGCUCAAGUCCAGGCCCCGCAUGACCCCAGCCCCAGCCUCCUGCUCGCAGGAGGCACCCAGCGCCGAAGACGACAGCCUGCUGGCCAGCGACCCCAUGGGAGUGCUCAGAGGCCAGAGGGUGAAUGUGCACGGGGGUGGGAUGGGCAGGAACAGGUGCCGCCCCUUCCCCAGGUUCAUCUAG
Molecule: messenger RNA, 756 nt
Organism: Ochotona curzoniae (black-lipped pika)
Lineage: Eukaryota; Metazoa; Chordata; Mammalia; Lagomorpha; Ochotonidae
Gene: FGF23
Product: fibroblast growth factor 23
Exons: 3
Coding region: 1-756 (251 amino acids)
Biological process (GO): regulation of cell migration; cell differentiation; positive regulation of protein phosphorylation
Cellular component (GO): cytoplasm
Molecular function (GO): type 1 fibroblast growth factor receptor binding; growth factor activity
Source: RefSeq, a predicted model, not a curated record